GGGUCAAACGGGUCACGGGGCUCCGUGUACGAUAUCUAUAUAUACACACGAACAGAACCCUACAAGGGUUAGGGUUUUGGGUAUCUCUCUUCAUUCAGGCGCGCGCAGAGGAACUUGUUCUCUGAAGAGCUGAAGCCUCCAACAUGGCUAGAGGAUUGAAGAAACACUUGAAGAGGCUCAAUGCACCAAAACAUUGGAUGCUAGACAAACUUGGUGGUGCCUUUGCACCCAAGCCAUCAUCUGGACCACACAAGUCAAGGGAGUGCCUGCCUUUGAUCCUAAUCCUGCGAAACAGACUAAAGUAUGCUCUAACAUAUAGAGAAGUUAUUGCCAUCUUGAUGCAGCGCCAUGUUUUUGUUGAUGGCAAGGUUAGGACUGACAAGACAUAUCCUGCUGGUUUCAUGGAUGUUGUUUCCAUUCCCAAAACAAAUGAAAGUUUCCGUCUUCUGUAUGACACAAAGGGUCGUUUCCGACUCCACUCUGUAAGGGACGAAGAGUCAAAGUUCAAGCUCUGCAAGGUGCGAUCUGUUCAAUUUGGGCAAAAGGGCAUUCCCUAUUUGAACACAUACGAUGGACGCACCAUCCGCUAUCCCGAUCCUCUAAUCAAGGCUAAUGACACCAUCAAGCUGGACCUGGAGAGCAACAAGAUCACUGAUUUCAUCAAAUUUGAUGUAGGAAAUGUUGUCAUGGUUACCGGUGGAAGGAACAGAGGUCGUGUCGGUGUCAUCAAGAGCCGGGAAAAGCACAAGGGAAGUUUUGAGACCAUCCAUAUCCAGGAUGCUACUGGUCAUGAGUUUACAACUCGCAUGGGUAAUGUCUUCAUUAUUGGCAAAGGGACAAAGCCUUGGGUGUCUCUUCCCAAAGGCCGGGGUAUCAAGUUGUCUAUCAUCGAGGAGGCUAGAAAGAGGCAGGCUGCUCAACAUGAAACAACUGCCUAAAUUUUAUUAAACAAUUUUGCUAACAAUUUUGCUGCCAAGUUUUAGCUGGUUUUGCUCUUCGGCUGUCUGAGCAUAGGAUUUUUGGUGAAAUGUCUGAGCGUAGUUUUGUGACAAACUUAAUAUUACAAUUGUGAUGUGUUUUUCAGUUUUUAUUACCUUAUCAAUAUUAUGUUGACAUGUUACUGAAUUUUUAGGGGGUAAAAGAUACUUCCCUAUUAUUUA
Messenger RNA from Cajanus cajan (pigeon pea), 1160 nucleotides. RefSeq names its product small ribosomal subunit protein eS4. The record is from RefSeq and is a predicted model, not a curated record. NCBI's taxonomy places the organism in Eukaryota, Viridiplantae, Streptophyta, Magnoliopsida, Fabales, Fabaceae. Gene Ontology annotation, molecular function: RNA binding; structural constituent of ribosome. Gene Ontology annotation, biological process: translation. Gene Ontology annotation, cellular component: cytosolic small ribosomal subunit; ribosome.